This is a messenger RNA of Juglans regia (Persian walnut), 2767 nucleotides long. Its product is annotated as phosphatidylinositol 4-kinase gamma 5-like. Bases 466 to 2364 code for a protein of 632 amino acids. The transcript has 2 exons. Lineage: Eukaryota; Viridiplantae; Streptophyta; Magnoliopsida; Fagales; Juglandaceae. The record is from RefSeq and is a predicted model, not a curated record.
AUAUAAAAAUGAAAAAUCCCCAAAAGCGGGAGAGUGGCCAACUGAACUGACCCAACGGGUUUAGAUUCCGUCCAAUCGUGGCCGUUGAUCUUUUUUUACUCCGUCGGAUCUCUGCUGUUCGUUCACGGCGGUUGCUCUCCGCAGGGCUCCGCCGUCCAGUUUCCGAUCCCGGGACAUCUGAUGGUUCUCCGAUGUAGCGAUUUUUCUUUGUUUUGAACUCUGCAUCUCAUCAAUGAAUAGCUGUUCCGAUGUGAGAAUCACAGGCACAUUUUGCAGUUGACUGGUUUAAUUAUGAUCACUCACUACACAACAUUUUCACUCCAAUUGCCAGCAUUUGAAUUAGGCAUCUGCCUGAGAGAAAAGCUCUCUGCUGCCACCACCUCUGCUGCUGGCUUUAAACAGUUCACCUCUUCCUUUCAUGUCUCCUGAUCUGGGCCUCAUACAUACAUCCUACACAUAACACUGAUGGCAGCUGCAACCUUUAGAGGACCUCUUGGUGGCGAGUGUGGUGGUAAUGAUAGAAUGGAAAGAAAACCUUCUCGGAGGCGACGUGUAUUUGUACAGACAGAAUCUGGCUGUGUUUUGGGUAUAGAGUUGGACCGGUGUGACAAUGCCCACACAGUGAAGAGGAAGUUACAGGUUGCCCUUAAUGUCCCAACAGAGGAAAGCUCAUUGAUUUGUGGUGAUACAGUGUUGAAGAAUGAUCUGAGUGUUGUUAGAAAUGAUUCUCCACUUCUUCUUGCCAGGAACUUCUUGCACAGAAGCUCGUCUACACCUUGUCUCUCACCCACUAUGAGAGGUGAUCUUCAGCAGAGGGAUCAGGGCAGCCCUAUCGAGAUAUUAGGGUGCUCAAAUCAAUCUUCUACAAUGAAAGAACUGGUUGAGGUCAUUGCAAAGGCAAUAAAAGCUGGUGUUGAUCCGACUCCCAUUUGUAGUGGGCUUGGAGGUGCUUAUUAUUUUAGAAAUUCCCUUGGUGAAAAUGUUGCUAUUGUGAAACCAACUGAUGAGGAACCUUAUGCCCCAAACAACCCAAAAGGUUUUGUCGGUAAAACCCUUGGGCAAUCUGGCUUGAAACGUACGGUGCGGGUUGGAGAGACGGGAUAUAGAGAAGUUGCGGCUUACCUUCUUGACCGUGGCCAUUUUGCCAAUGUGCCCUCUACUGCCCUUGUGAAGAUCACACAUUCUGUUUUUAAUGUUAAUGAUGAGGUGAAUCGUUAUUGUAUGCAACUAAAUAGGAAGCAGGUCAGCAAGAUAGCAUCUCUUCAGCAGUUUAUUCCUCAUGAUUUUGAUGCUAGUGAUUAUGGUACUUCUAGUUUCCCUGUUGCUGCUGUGCACAGGAUAGGAAUUUUAGAUAUCCGAAUUUUAAACACAGACAGACAUGCAGGAAACCUUCUUGUUAGGAAGCUUGAUGUGGUGGGGAGGUUAGGUCAGGUGGAGCUUGUUCCCAUUGAUCAUGGCCUUUGCUUACCCGAGAGCUUGGAGGACCCAUACUUUGAGUGGGUCCAUUGGCCCCAGGCAUCAAUCCCUUUCUCUGAGGACGAGCUUGAGUAUAUAGAUCAUCUUGACCCGUUCUCGGAUUCUGAAAUGCUUAGAAUGGAGCUGCCCAUGAUUCGAGAGGCAUGUCUUAGGGUCUUGGUCCUUUGCACAACUUUCCUCAAGCAAGCAGCAGUUUUUGGGCUCCGUCUUGCUGAAAUUGGUGAGAUGAUGAGUAGGGAGUUUUGGGGCCAUGAGGAGGAGCCAAGUGAGCUUGAGCUAAUAUGCAUGGAGGCCAGGAAACUGUUAGAAGAGCGGGAGACAUCAACUUCUGAGGUGCAAGCAGGAGAAAAGGAUGAGUUUCAAUUUGACAUAGAUUACAAGGAAGAGGGUUUGGGAUUAGCUUCAAAUAUGAAAGAGAAACUGACUACUGAAACAACAUUUCAUUUGGGAUCAAUGGGCGGGAAUGGCCAAAAUAUACUCUAUAAGUUAGAUGAGAGUGUUGAGGAAGAGGAGGUGGUAGAUUUUGAUGGGGAUGAAUUACCUCAAAGGGGAGAUGAACAUGCUGGCCUUAUGCGGGACAGGAAUCUAAAUGUUUCGAAGCUGUCGAUGUCUAUGAAAAACAUCAGUGUUCGUGAGAAGAGCUGGCGACACUCGGGUGGAGUAAAAAAAUGCGGGUAUUUGGCUGGUACAUCAUCUGGAAACAGGAGUGUGAAUGAGCAGCUGCCUGCAAGCAGUAGCUUCGUAAAGUUGGCAGAUAUGAGUGAAGAGGAGUGGUUGCAGUUUCUUGAGAAUUUCCACAGGUUGCUUUACCCGGCUUUUGCUAAUCACAAAUCAGGGAGUCUCGGUCAAAGACAAAGACAGAGACUUGGGACAUCUUGUCAGUUUUGAGGCAUUUUAUGAGAUCAAAAGUAUGGGAAUAUGGUAGAACUACAUUGCUUAGAAUGAUAUCGGAGCCAAAGAGCUCUAUGGCAGACUUCUUGUCAGAUAAAUAAAACUCUCGGCACUGGCUAAUGCAAGCGAGUGCACUGGCUAAUGGGAAUGAAGAACACGCUGUCAUAUGGUUGGUGUAUAAAUUUUUCCACCGUUGGUCUGUAUACAACUCCACCCGACCCCCCCACCAAAAAAAAAAAAAAAAGACUGGACAAUGUUGAAUAAAUCAGAACAUAACUAUCAAUCUUUUAUGUUAUCUUGCUAUGUUGAAGAUGCAAACUAUGUGAGCUUGCUUUUUCUUUGUAUUGGAUUCUGAAAUGCUUUAUGCUAAUUCUAAUUCAUUCUACUUUUUUCCACUUAA